AUGGCACUGUCCAGAACACUCCGCCUCACGCACCGCACACGGCGCACGCUCACAUCUGCCCUUUUCGGCCUCACAUUCUUCGCAUCGAUCCUCACCGUCUCCGCGUCCGACGUCCUACCCUGUCCCGCCCAUUCUUCUCGCAACCGUUUCGCGGAUGGUGGAGAGCCGGGAGACCACACAUCACGAGGGGGGCGUAGCAGUCGCCCGGCGGUGGUAGAGAAGCGUCCCAGGAGAUGGAUAGAAGAAAAAUCACCCCAUUUGUCUAAUCCAUAA
This is a messenger RNA of Heterobasidion irregulare TC 32-1, 273 nucleotides long. RefSeq lists its product as uncharacterized. NCBI's taxonomy places the organism in Eukaryota, Fungi, Basidiomycota, Agaricomycetes, Russulales, Bondarzewiaceae. The record is from RefSeq and is a predicted model, not a curated record. Gene Ontology annotation, biological process: mitochondrial respiratory chain complex IV assembly. The transcript has a single exon. Bases 1 to 273 code for a protein of 90 amino acids.